Drosophila hydei is the source of this 360-nucleotide messenger RNA. RefSeq names its product larval cuticle protein 2-like. Gene Ontology annotation, molecular function: structural constituent of chitin-based larval cuticle. NCBI's taxonomy places the organism in Eukaryota, Metazoa, Arthropoda, Insecta, Diptera, Drosophilidae. The coding region runs from base 1 to 360 and encodes 119 amino acids. The transcript is spliced from 2 exons. The record is from RefSeq and is a predicted model, not a curated record. Gene Ontology annotation, cellular component: chitin-based extracellular matrix.
AUGUUCAAACUUGUGUUGAUCUGCGCUGUUAUCGCCAUGGCCGUCGCCUUGCCAGUCAGCGAUGAGUCGAAAGCUGAAACCAUAAACCGCAACGACGAUGUGCGCGCAGAUGGAUUUGACGCCUCUUUGCAAACCAGCAACGGCAUCCUUAUACAGAGUAGCGGCGAUGAGAAGGGCAACAUCCAUGGCAGCUACGCCUUCACAUCGCCUGAGGGUGAGGCGAUCGAAGUCAAGUAUGUGGCUGACGAGAACGGAUAUCAGCCCAGCAGCGCAAGUCUGCCCGUUGCACCCCCAAUCCCAGAAGCGAUCCUGAAAUCUCUGGCUUAUAUUGCUGCCCACCCACCCACACCUGAACACUAA